Molecule: messenger RNA, 1321 nt
Organism: Ochotona princeps (American pika)
Lineage: Eukaryota; Metazoa; Chordata; Mammalia; Lagomorpha; Ochotonidae
Gene: SFXN2
Product: sideroflexin 2
Exons: 12
Coding region: 80-1036 (318 amino acids)
Biological process (GO): serine import into mitochondrion; monoatomic ion transport
Cellular component (GO): mitochondrial inner membrane
Molecular function (GO): monoatomic ion transmembrane transporter activity
Source: RefSeq, a predicted model, not a curated record
GGCAUUGUGAAUCUCAUGGAGGCCCAAAUGGGCCUGAACUUCCAUCCAAGGAAGAGAGAGAUCCUUGAGGGCGAGCACCAUGGCCGGCUUUAAUAUCGACACACCCCGUUGGGACCAGCGCACGUUCCUAGGCAGGGUGAAACACUUCUUCAACAUCACGGACCCUCGCACUGUCUUUGUGCCAGAGCAGGAGCUGGACUGGGCCAAGGUCAUGGUGGAGAAGAGCAGGAUGGGGGCCACGCCCCCAGGCACCCAAGUGGAGCAGCUGCUGUACGCCAAGAAACUGUACGACUCUGCCUUCCACCCUGACACCGGGGAGAAGAUGAACGUCAUCGGGCGGAUGUCCUUCCAGGUGCCCGGCGGCAUGAUCAUCACCGGCUUCAUGCUGCAGUUCUACAGGACAAUGCCAGCAGUGAUCUUCUGGCAGUGGGUGAACCAGUCCUUCAAUGCCUUAGUCAACUACACCAACAGGAACGCCGCAUGCCCCACGUCACUCAGGCAGAUGGCCCUCGCCUACUUCACAGCGACAACCGCAGCUGUGGCCACUGCGGUGGGCAUGAACUCAUUGACCAAGAGAGCCCCGCCCUUGGUGAGCCGCUGGGUGCCCUUUGCCGCCGUGGCGGCUGCCAACUGUGUCAACAUCCCCAUGAUGCGACAGCAGGAACUCAUCCAGGGCAUCUCUGUGAAGGACAAGAACCACAAUGAGCUUGGCUUUUCCCGGAGAGCUGCGGCAGUGGGCAUCAGCCAGGUGGUGAUUUCCCGGAUUGCCAUGGCUGCCCCUGGCAUGAUCUUGUUGCCAGUUGCCAUGGAAAGAUUGGAGAAACUGCAUUUCAUGAAGAGAGUCAAGGUCCUGCACGCCCCGUUGCAGGUGCUGCUGGCCGGGUGCUUCCUCAUCUUCAUGGUGCCAGUGGCGUGUGGGCUCUUCCCCCAGGAAUGUGAACUCUCAGCUUCCUAUCUGGAGCCAGAGCUCCGAGACACCAUCCGGGCCAAGUACGGAGAGCACGUGCCUUAUGUCUACUUCAACAAGGGUCUCUAAAUGCCCCAUACGCCAGCCAGGACCAGCCUAAGCCCGUAUUCACCAGCUGUGCCUUAGCCACUGGGCACCUGUGUCAUUUCUACUCUGCGGGGUGGGUGGGUGGGUGGGUGCGCAGGAGAACAACCCCUCCUGGCACCUGGCUUGUGGGACUCCUCUAGGGGAUGACAGGGGAAGAAAGGACCAAAGCCCCAUCCUGCUUCUGCCUCACCCUGGCCCCCUGGAGCCCAGUGGGGAGGCCCUCUCAAGGAAGCUGCUGGCACCUGUAGCAGAUGGUCAAGGAACCAU